Messenger RNA from Emiliania huxleyi CCMP1516, 867 nucleotides. RefSeq lists its product as hypothetical. The record is from RefSeq and is a predicted model, not a curated record. The transcript has a single exon. Lineage: Eukaryota; Haptophyta; Isochrysidales; Noelaerhabdaceae. The coding region runs from base 1 to 867 and encodes 288 amino acids.
AUGACGCACCUGCCGGACCUGGCGUUCCAGCGCGCCUCUCUCGUCUCGGUCGCCUUCCCGCGCAGCCUUGCCUCCAUCGGCGAAGGCGCCUUCCACGGCUGUUCCUCGCUCGUCUCCAUCGCCCUCCCCGCCGGCCUCACCUCCAUCGGCAGCCACGCCUUCGCCAGCUGCUCCGCCCUCGUCUCCGUCACCCUCCCUGCCACCCUCACCUCCAUCGGCGAGCAAGCCUUCUACCGCUGCUUGUCUCUCACAUCCGUCACCUUCCCCGCCGGCCUCACCUCGAUCGGCGAGCAAGCCUUCUACGGCUGCUCCUCCCUCGGCUCCGUCUCCCUCCCCGCCAACCUCACCUCCAUCGAAGACUGCGCCUUCUCCGACUGCUCCUCCCUCGUCUCCGUCACCCUCCCCGCCAGCCUCACCUCCAUCGGCAGCCACGCCUUCUGGGACUGCUCCGCCCUCACCCGCGUCACCUUCGCUGCCAGCCUCACCUCCAUCGGCGACGAAGCCUUCUACCUCUGCUCCGCCCUCUCCUCCGUCACCUUCCCCGCUGGCCUUACUACCAUCGGCAGCCACGCCUUCUACCUCUGCUCCUCCCUCACCCGCGUCACCGUGCCAGACACUGCCACGAUCGGCGCCCACGCCUUCCUGCCCGCCACCACCGUCCUCCGCCUCUCGCCCGCAAGCAUGCGCGACCUGCAGCGCUGGUACGAGGCGGUGGACGGGGCUCUGGCCUACAAGCGCUGCCGCCCCCUCCUCUACGGCUGGCUAGAGCGGGCCCAGACCAGGCUCGGCUCUUACGGCCCGGACGGCGCGGCGCGCCAGCGCGACCUCGAGGAGUUCGAGGGCGACUUUGCGCCGCUUGUAGAGUGA